CCGCGCCAGAUCCCCAUUCAGUUAUUGAUCUGGAUCACCUGCAAAAUGGUCGUUUAGAAAAAAAAAAUCAUUUUUGCGAUGGGGUCCUAUCAGUUUUAUUUAGUUCUGCUCUGUUUUAUAUGGUCCUUCACGGAUGCGUUUUUCGCCAGUGAUGUACCGAAAUUAGUAUCAAGGCGAUAUGGUUCACAAGCGAGGAUCAACCAAUUGAAGUAUGGGGGAGGUGUUAAGGGAGCAGCAAAAGGUGGUACAAAAGGUGGCACCAAAGGCAACACCAAAAGUUCGAACUUAUACGCCAAACGAACUGCUGGAUCGGUUUAUGAAGGAGGUUGUACGGCACCUCCAGAGAAACCUCCAAAUGCAAAGCUGCGUUGUUCGUUCUACAGCGGGUGUUCUCUUUCUUGCGAAAGAGGCUAUACCCUUCCUGGAGGUGCCUAUGCUGUGUACAUCAUGUGCGAAAAUGGAAAAUGGGUGUCACAAGAUAGCGGAUCAUCUGAACUGCCUUCUUGUCAACCCGAAUGUUCACCACCUUGUCAAAACCAAGGUAUCUGUGUCGCACCAGAUCAAUGCAGUUGCCCAGAUCAGUUUUCAGGACCUCAGUGCCAAUUCCAAAAUAAACCAUGCCUGGAAUUGCCACCGAUGCCACAGAAUUCUAGAAGAUCCUGCAGGACAAAGCAAGAUUACUGUACGGUGAAAUGUCUUCCGGGUCAUGAAUUCCCAGAUGGUUCUGCUGUAGCCACUCUAACUUGCAAAAAUGGUUUAUGGGUCCCAGGAAGGAAUGACUGGGUGACAAUUCCAGACUGUCAAGCAACCUGUGAUCCCCCUUGUCAAAACGGUGGUGUCUGCCUGUCUUUGAACGUGUGCCAAUGUCCUCAAGAUUUCAGGGGCCCACAAUGUCAAUACAAUCUGGAUGCAUGUGCUAGUGGUAAGCUCAAUUUCAACGGUGGCUUCAGAUGUUCAGGAGAUGCCGAUCAGUUCAGCUGUUCUGACUUGUUUUGUGCUGAUGGCAUGAAGUUGUCUCAUGAUCCCGCACCAGCUUAUACCUGUAAAUACUCAGAGGGCGUUUUUCAACCUUCAGAUGUUCCAACUUGUGUUUCGACUGAUCCAAACAUUAAUUACACUGUCAUUCAACACUCAUCAUCUUCUCACUAUGUAGAAAGUGGUUCUCCUGAAUACGAAUUUUCAUAUGAAGAGUCUGAGCAAUCUGAGCACAGCGGUCAAUCAUCAGCCGAUUCUACAGCUGUUGUUAUAGAGACCAAGCUACCCACCCCUGGUAUUUGCUACACCUGGGGGGCAGUUCACUACAAAACCUUCGAUGAUAGAAUCUAUAGCUUCGAUUCAGAAUGCGCCUACAUCCUUGUUCAGGACUCCGUUGACAACACCUUCAGCAUAAAUGUUAGGAAUUCAGAUUCCUGCUAUUCAAACGGAACAGAAUGUUACAGGAUGUUGGAUAUUUAUAUUCAAGGAAGAGAUUACAAAUUGAACAUCACAGAUGAUGGUCUACCUCUUUUGACUCAGGGUGAUACUGUCCUACCCAUUCCUGGACAAGCAGUGGGUAUCAGAACAGAAACAACCGCCAGAUACAUUAAUGUUAUGUUGGAUUCCGUUGGAAUAUCUGUUAAAUGGGACGGAAAGACAUUUAUCCAAGUUGAAGCAAAGGAAAGCCUUUGGAACAGAACGGAAGGGUUGUGUGGUAACUUGGAUGGAAAUCCUGACAAUGAUAUUGUCACUAAAAAUGGACGAAGGACUAAAAAUAUAGUUAACUCGGCUGCUAGCUGGCAAGUAGAUAACAUAGGAGCACACUGCACUUCUAGCCCAAUGGAAAAACGAGAAUGUCCUGACAGUGGAGUGAAAGGUUCCUUAGGAAGUGAAGCAAAGAGUUUUUGUGCCAAACUCCUAUCAGACAGCAGAUUCACCUCUUGUAGCAAAGUGCUGGAUAGAUCGCUUCUUAUGGAAGCUUGCACAUGGGACUACUGCAAUUGCCAGAGUGAAGACAAGUCUGAUUGUGCUUGCGAUACCAUGAACGUGUAUAUAACCGAAUGCAAACAUGAAGGGAUGACAACAGUCACAAACUGGAGGAAUGAAGAGAUAUGCCCUAUGAAAUGUACCGGUGGAAGAGUAUACAAGGCUUGCGGACCUUCAAAAGGUCAUCCAGUCUGCGGUGCCAGCAAGACCAAUCUAGCUGAAGACCCAAAAACUUGCGAAGAAGGAUGCUUCUGUCCAGAAGGAAAGGUUUUGCAUAACGGAGAGUGCAUUUCUGAGAGCGAAUGCCCUUGCAGGUUGAGAAAGAAAGAAUUCCCAGCUGGUGCCUCAGUUCCAAAAGAUUGCAACACGUGCACUUGUCAAAAUGGUCAUUGGGUUUGUACUCAGGUAUCCUGUGGCGCUAGGUGCUCAGCUAUUGGCGAUCCUCACUAUACAACUUUUGACGGCAAGAAAUUCGAUUUCAUGGGACAAUGCUCUUAUUAUUUGCUUGAAGCGAAUAAUGUUUCUGUGGAAACUGAGAAUGUUGCAUGCCCUGGAGCGAUAUCAGAGUUGAUGGGCUUCACCAAGAUUGCUACGUCAGAGUUACCCUCUUGUACGAAAACAGCAACAAUAAGAGUGAACGGUUCCUUGUCUAUUAAGCUUGGACAGAAUCAUCAGGUUGUUGUGAAUGGUCAGGAAGUCACUAAACUACCUGUAGAGACUGCUGGUAUCAAGAUCAGGAUUGUAUCUUCCAUAUUUUUACAAGUCCUUCUGCCUAAUGGUAUCGAUAUAUGGUGGGACGGAGUAAGUAGGUUGUAUAUAGACGUACCAGCCACUUUGAAAGACCAAACGAAGGGUCUUUGUGGUACUUUCAAUCAGAACCAGAAAGAUGAUUUCUUAACACCAGAAGGCGAUAUUGAACAGUCUGCCAUUUCAUUCGCCAAUAAGUGGAAAACUCAUGAAGCCUGCUCCAACAUGCCGAACAUAGUACCUUCUCAUCCUUGCGAUGUUAACAUGCACAGGAAGGCAGAGGCUGAAAAAGUCUGUUCGACCAUAAAAUCCGAAAUUUUCGCAGACUGCUAUUUCUAUGUGGAUCCUGAUCAGUACUACUCAGACUGCUUGUACGAUAUGUGCUCUUGUCAAGGAGACGUAAGUGGUUUAGCCCAAAUAAUUAAAUCUUCACCUAACAAUUUUUUUUUCAAGAUGAGGAAAUGUUUGUGUACCAUCAUCUCAUCGUACGCCCACGAGUGCGCCAACAAAGGCAUCAACGUUAACUGGAGAAGCAGUGUGAAAGAGUGUUCGAUCCAGUGUCCAGCAGGUCAAGAGUACCAAGUUUGUGGCGAUUCUUGCGCCAGAAGUUGCUAUGAUAUUUCCACCAACACGCUGUGUAAGAAGCAAUGCGUCGAAGGCUGCAACUGUCCAGUGGGACAGGUCCUGGAUGACAACGGAGAAUGUAUACCAACCUCUCAAUGCAAAUGUUACUCCAACGGUUUGGUCUUCAAUCCGGGCUACAAAGAGAUCAGACGCAGUGAGAACAAACCUGAUUUAUGUACUUGCGUUAGUGGAGGAUGGAGCUGUACAGAGGCUACCAUCGAGGAAAUAAAGCUUUAUCCAGAUGCAGCAGACUUGAGAACUAUGUGCAAUUCUAGUCUUCACAUGGAAUUCACCAGUUGUGAACCAGCCGAGCCCAUAACUUGUAAGAAUAUGGAUUCCUAUGAACUCAGUACACCAGCUAUAUGCCAUGCUGGCUGUCAAUGUAAGAAAGGAUAUGUAUUGGAUCCAACCACCAAACAAUGCAUCAAACCUUCAGACUGUCCAUGCCAUCAUGGUGGCAAAAGUUAUAAGGAAAACGAAGUAGUCCAAAACGAUUGUAACACAUGUACAUGCAAAGUUGGCAAAUGGAGUUGUACCGAUAGGCAGUGCGCAGCGGAAUGUAGUGCCUGGGGUGAUUCUCACUACAAGACCUUCGAUGGAAAGCACUACGAUUACCAAGGCCAAUGCGAUUACGUCCUCGCCAAAGGUGCUCUUGGGGAUCAAGCAGCUUUUGACGUAUCGAUUCAGAACAUCCCUUGUGGUACAUUAGGCACCACUUGUUCUAAAUCAGUCACCAUCAGAGUGAGCGUCUCGAAUGUCACUGAAACUCUCACUUUGGACAAGGGAAAACCUCUACCAAAACCUAAAACUCUGAGCACUUUGACUGUAAGAGAGAUCGGUUUAUACGCCAUUGUCGAAGCACCUUAUCUCGGCUUGACUAUAAGAUGGGAUAAAGGUACAAGAGUUUAUGUCAGGUUGAACCCUAAAUGGAAGAACCAGGUUAAAGGAUUAUGUGGUAACUACAAUGAUAAUGAACUCGAUGAUUUCCAAACACCUUCUGGAGGAAUGACUGAGGUAUCACCAUAUGCGUUUGGAGAUUCCUGGAAAAUGGAACCAAACUGCCCAGAAACUCAACAAAUUACUGACACAUGCAAGGAGAAGCCUGAAAGGAGGGUAUGGGCUGUGAAAAAGUGUGGCGUGCUUAAGUCAUCAAUAUUCGCGCCAUGUCACUCUGAAGUUCCAAUAGACAGUUUCUACGACAAGUGCUUAUUCGAUGCUUGUGGUUGCGAUCAAGGUGGCGACUGUGAAUGUCUUUGCACAGCUCUGGCAGCUUACGCUCAAGAAUGUAACAACAGAGGAGUUCCAAUUCACUGGAGAUCACAAGAACUUUGCCCAAUUCAAUGCGAUGAACGCUGCUCAAUAUACAAACCAUGCAUAUCAACAUGCCUCGUGGAAACCUGCGAUAACAUCUAUACCAGGGGAAAAAUCAGUGCUACAUGCGUUGAAGACACUUGCGUCGAAGGUUGUGAGUUCAAACCAUGCCCUCAAGGACAGGUCUUCUUCAAUUCUUCGUACGAUAGGUGCAUACCUGCGAGUGAAUGCAAACCAGUUUGUAUGGAAAUCAAUGGUAUCACAUACUUGGAGGGAGAUGUGAUAGAAGAAGACGAUUGUCACACCUGCUACUGCUCUAGGGGACAGAAGAACUGCAAGGGAAAACCUUGUACAGAAAUACCCACCACAACUACAGAGUUUAUAACUGUUGCACCGGAAGAUCAGAAGCAGAAAUGUAUCUCUGGGUGGACAGAGUGGAUAAACCAGAAUCCUUUGACUGUGAAGAAAGGAAUAAACAAGAGACCACUAGAAAAAGAACCGUUACCAACUUCCAUUGUUUUGAACCAAUUGACUGGAGGUGCGAAAUGUCCCAUAAACAUGAUGACAGACAUAAGAUGCAGAACUGUUGACAAGAAAAUAUCAGCGAAAGAUACUGGACUAGACGCGGAGUGCAGCUUAGAAAGGGGAUUGGUUUGCAAAGCCUCAAAGAAAGGAUCUGGCUGUCCUGACUUCGAGAUUCAAGUUUAUUGCCAAUGUGGUGGAACUACGACUACAGAAGCAGAAACAACUGUUGGAACAUCGACCACAAUUAGAACGGUGGCACCAGAGGAGGAGGAGGAAGAAGUAACAUCAACGUCUAGGAUCACUACAACAACUCAAUCUCAAUGUAGUUUACUGGAGGCGAAAAAGGUUGAUGCAGAAGAUUGUCACAAAUACUACGUGUGUACCGAUGGUCCAAAUGGAGCCAAGUAUCUUCCACAAACAUGUGGAAGUAUAAUGAUGUUCAACCCUAAGACCAAGAGUUGCGAUCUGAUUGAUGUUGUAGUAUCUCUCCGACCAGAGUGUGUUGAAACCACCACGGGCACCCCAUCAACAGCAGCCACGAAAACGGUAACUUAUGGUUUCGAAAUCGAGACAUCAAAACCAGAGACCAAAACAGAAAUAUCGAACAUUAUCAUCACUGCCAAACCGCAAUGUAGUUCAGAAACUCCCAAUAAACCUCACGAUGUUGACUGUCAUAAGUUCUUCGCUUGUGAAAAUGGUCCCGAUGGAGCAGAAUAUGUCGAACAAACGUGUAGAGGUAACACCAUGUAUAAUCCGAAAACUUUCAGUUGUGAUCGCGUCGUCGUGGUGACUGCUAUAAGACCCGAAUGUGAAGCUCAAACUACAUCUACUGAAGCCAGCACGACAAUCAGGAAGCAAACAGAGGCCACCACAACUGAAAGCCCAACUGAAAUUAUUGAUGUAAUUAUCACUGGAAAGCCAGAAUGUAACCCUGAAACUCCAAACAAAGAGCACCAAACAGAUUGUCACAAGUUCUACGUUUGCAAUAACGGUGCAAAUGGUGCUGAGUACAUCGAACAGACAUGUGGAAGUACCAUGAUGUAUAACCCGAAGACUCUAACUUGUGACUUCGCCAAUGUUGUAUCAUCUAUUAGACCAGAGUGUGCUGUAUCAACAACAUUAGCAACAACAACAGAAGAAGAAGAAGACGAAGAGGAGGAAGAUGACGAAGAGUCACGAAUUUUACCAUUUGAAGAUUUCCAAACCAUACGUCCUAAAGUGAAGACUACCAGCUAUCCUUUACCAGAAGGUAGUACCGAGACAGGGUUCUUUAUCAUCACAUCGAAUCCUGAAUGUAGUGCUGAGACACCAAAUCAGCCACACGAAAGCAACUGCCAUAAGUUCUACGUAUGCCAUAAUGGACCUAAAGGGCCAGAAUAUAUCGAACAAACUUGUGGGAAAUCCCUAUUGUACAAUAAAGAAACCAAGAGGUGUGACAAUAAGAAUGUGGUGAAAGUGUUAAGACCAGAAUGUGUCAAACAAACGAAUUUCGAAGAAGACGAGAUCGAAAUAUUCACAGAGGCGGAAGCAUCUUCAACAACGUCGACUGAAAUAAAAACAUGGACAGAAGGACAAACAACAACCAAGUCACCGGCAGAGCUCAACAAGGUCACCUUACCAGUUUCUACCACUAUAUCAUCAACAGCAAUCACAGGGCACCCUGAGUGUGAUUAUCAGACUCUAAACAGACCACACGAAGAGGACUGCAGAAAGUUCUACAUUUGUCAGAACGGGCCAGAUGGUCCUAAAUACGUGGAAGAAAAUUGCGAAGGACCUACGUUGUACAACCCACACACCUUCAGCUGUGACAGAGUAGACGUUGUUUUACCAUUAAGACCAGAGUGUGACACACGUUGUCCACCUGGACUAAGAUUCAGGGAGUGUGCAAUAAAUUGCAAGGACUUGUGCAUGCUCUACAAAGGCAAGCUCGAGAAGCAAGGAAUGUGCUAUGAUGAGUGCGAACCAGGUUGUGUCACUCAGGAUGUAUACGAUAUGUUGGAAAACAAGGAAUGUGUUGGUAAGAACAAGUGGGCAAACAAUUCAACUUGCGUAAGCAUCCAAGACUGCAUGUGUAUGUCACACGAUGGUAAACCGGUGAAGCCUGGUGCUGUGUACGUGGAGGAUGGCUGCAAAGUUUGCCAGUGUAUACAAAACUACUACACUUGUGACGAUUCACAAUGUGCAACAACAACUGAAGAAAUAACAGAGGAAGAAACUCGACCAGCAACUCUAUCUGAAACUACAUCAACAAAAACGUCAACAGGAAGUACAGAAGGACAGACUGUGACAACAGUAACAGCACCCUCAACUACCAAUAAUCCGUUUAUAGUUGCCAUAAACACAAUCACACCUGCACCACCCUGCGAUCAGAGUUACGUGUCGCUCCUAACCCAAAACCUACCUGAUGAAUCUUUCUACGCUAGUAGCAGCAAAAAUAACAAGACUUUGCCCAAAGAAGCAAGGUUCAACAAUAAAGUCAGCGGUUGGUCACCCUCUCCGUCAGAAAAACAACCUUAUUUAAUUAUCGAUCUAUUGAAUGAGCAACCUGUUUACGGCGUCCAAAUCAAGGGUAAUCCCAAGAAGGAUGAAUACGUCACCAGUUACGAAGUGUUCCAUAGUAAUGAUGGAACAGUUUUCUCCCCAGUCGUCCGUUACUUCCUUCUGCCCGUAAGGUUCAGAGGGUCUGUAGAUGGAAAUACUCCAGCGGUCCAGAAGUUCCAUAAUCCAUUUGAGGCUAGGUAUCUGAAGAUCAUACCUAUCACUUGGCACAACAACAUAUCGCUGAGAGUUGACGCCAUUGGAUGUGGGCAAGAAACGACCACUACCUUAAGCAGUUCCGAAGCUCCUGAGAUCACAACCACAAUGGCCCCUCCAAUAUGCACAGACGAGUUAGGAUCUGCAACGCAUCCAUUGUCAGAAGACCAAAUUACUGUCAGCUCUUCCAAAGAUGUAGAUCAAACGAAAUCCACACCGAAAUCACAAGUAUGGCAGCCCUUGGUCAACUCACCAUCAGAAUGGAUUCAGUUUAACUUCUUGGAGCCUCGCAACCUCACCGGUUUCAACACCCAAGGGGGCAAGGAUGGCUGGGUUGAAGCUGUCAAAGUCAAAUAUUCCCAUGAUGGAAAGCAGUGGAACCCGGUAUUGAACAAAAACUCGCGAGAAGUUGUGUUCCCAGCUAACUAUGACAAGAGUUCGAAAGCUACAAACUACCUCACACGGCCUAUUCAAGCUCAGUACAUCAGGUUGUACCCUGUGAAAUGGCACGGAACUAUCCAAAUGAAGACUGAGAUCAUUGGUUGCUACAAACCAUAUCCUACAGUCACCACAACCUCCACAACCACGUUGGGAACCAGUAGACCAACGGAACAGACAACUACAAUCGGUAGGAUUACUAAGCCUUCAACGAAUGCUGUAUCUUCAACCGUCGGUACAGAAGGAACUACAGCUGGCACAACCCAAGAAACCAUUAAGCCUUGCAAUUACUGCCCUGGAGUACCAUCUUCUAAUAUCGAAUUGGAUGCUUGCGAAUGUGGUUCUAACUUGUGGUGGAAUGGUACGGGUUGCACACCUCGGCCUUUGUGUCCAUGUGCUUGGGAUUCAUUCAUUUUACCAGUUGGAAAACUGUUCAACAAAGAGGACUGCAGCGAGUGCAUAUGCAAAAUUGGUGGUGUAAUAGAUUGCGAAGAGAAAAUAUGCGGUAGAUGUAGAAAGGGUCUGAAAAGUAUAGUGACACAAAAUUGCGACUGUGGAUGCGAACCUUGCCCUGUAGGACAAAGACUCUGCCCAACCUCCAACAUAUGCAUCGACGAGGAAAAAUGGUGCGAUGGAAUCAACCAAUGCCCUGAUGAUGAGACUGACUGCGAAACAACUUCAGUUUACGAAAUCACAGCUAAACCAAAACCCAUCAGACCAACUGAUAAAGAAAACGUUUGCCCUGUGGUGAACUGUCCACCAAACUUCAAAAAAGUUGCUGUUAGACCAAAAUAUAACAGAUAUUCCUCAUCGAGAUUCACGAGUAUCAAGGGAAAAAGGACAGGAAUCAAAGGUGUGAAGGGUGGAAGAGUUAAAGGAGGUGUGAAGGGAGGAGUUAAAGGAGGAGUGAAAGGUGGAGUGAAAGCGCCUUAUACCUUAUCCAGUCCAUCGACUAAAACACCAGAAUGUGUACAGUACAAAUGUGUGCAUAAUAGGUUACCCCCACCUUAUAUAAAUAGCACUAAGGAGUGCAAGGAGGAAGAUUGUCCUCCUGGGUAUGAGAAAGCUGAUGAAGUAAUGGUUGAUGUUGGUCAAGAUAAAAGAUGCCCUGUAUUGGUAUGUUCUCCGCUGCCAGUUCCUGAUGCCGUUUGUAACGUAACAGGAAAAACGUUCAACACUUUUGAUGGUACAGAAUUCAAAUAUGACAUUUGCGACCACGUGAUAGCUCGGGACUUGGAACACGAUGAUUGGGCUGUGAUACUAUCCAAAGAAUGUGCUGAGACUUGUAGUCGAGACCUACACAUCUAUAUCCAGAGUGACCAUUUCAUUUUCCACCCCGAUUUAACAGUUGACUACAACGGCUAUACCUACACGAUGAACCAACUCACCAAGAUAUCCAAACAGUCCAAGCAGUUCACCAUCUCUAAGGUCGGCAACGUCAUUGCCUUUACGUCUCUACCACACGGAUUCUGGAUAGAAUGGAAUUCUGAUAGUAACGUUAAGUUGGGAGUAGUACAUUCUUUAAUACAGAAGGUGGAUGGUUUGUGUGGAUUCUUCGAUCAGAAUAUAAACAAUGACAAACGAAAACCAAACGGAGUACAGGCAAGAACCACCAGAGAAUUCGGCGAUAGCUGGUCUACGACUAACGAGACAAGACCUGCUUGCAAGAUAAACGCUUGCCCUGCGGACAUUCAAAACGAAGCUUGGAAACUCUGCAAUUCCGUGAGGGAUGAUUACCUCCAUGCUUGCUCUGACUCAGUAAACAUCGACGCUUCAGUAUCUAGAUGCUUAGACACUGCCUGCGACUGCCUUAUGUCUUCUACGAAAGAGAACAACACCAACACAAACAGAUGCAAGUGUGAUUUGUUGCAAUCUUUCGUGGUGGAAUGCUUGACCGUCAAUCCAAAUGUAGAAAUUUCUGGAUGGAGAGGACAGUACGACUGCCCGAGCAAAUGCGAAGCGCCACUGAUCUACAAGGACUGCUUCCAAAGGGAAUGCGAACCGACUUGCGAGUCUCUUAGUGAUCCAUCCUUAUGUCCCAAAGUCGAACACGCUUGUUACCCUGGAUGCUACUGUCCUGAAGAGUUGGUUAGGAAAGGUGAUCAAUGCAUAAAACCAACCGAGUGUAGGGAUUGCGAAUGUAAGGCCACUGGAAAGCUUGACUUCUUGACUUACGAUGAGACCAACUUCACAAUCUCUGGUAAUUGCGUCUACGUUCUUACAAGGGACCAGCUCAGCGAUAAACAGAAUAAACACAAUUUCCAGGUUCUCUUGACGAAUAGUCCUUGUCAAAACAAAACUAAUAGGACAUGUAUCAAGAAAGUCACAGUACUGUACAAAGAACAUCAAAUAGUUGUUUUCAAUGAUGAAACAGAGAAAUCUAUCCAGAUUGUCCUAGAUUCAGAAAAACUUGACCCCAAGGACUUGGAGCAAAACACCGAUUGGAUGAAGAUCAAACAGAACCCUGAUAUGUUGAACCUUCUUUUCCCAGCUGAUCAGUUAGAGGUGAAUAUCAAAUCUCCCCAUUUGGGAGUUACCGUCAAAGUACCAUCAUAUAAGUACAGCGGGAAAUUGGAAGGUUUAUGUGGGGACUGCGAUAAACAACCGGAAAAUGAUCUACGGGUACCAAAUGGAACAGUUACAUCCGACGUUGAAGAUUUCGGUUUAAGCUGGCUGUAUGACGGUCUUCCAGAGAAGCAAAGUCGAGAAAAAUGCAAGAUCAAACCAGAAGAAGUGUGCAAACCUCUUCCAAACAGCCAUAAUCCUUGUAUUCAUCUGUUGGACACCACUGUCUUUGGAGCUUGUCAUCCAGUUGUGGAUUACAGUAUCUAUAAGCAAUGGUGCGACAAGGAGACUUGCGAUACCGAAGAGGAAUAUGAUGAUGGUACAGUUUGUGGUAUCAUUGAUUCUUACGCGAAAGCUUGUGCUAAAGAGGGUAUUUGUGUGGACUGGCACUUCGAUCUUUGUCCGAGAGCGAACUGUACAGCCGACAAAGUUUAUUCAGCAUGUGGCACCACAUGUACGAAGACCUGUGAGAAUAUUAACUUGAAAGAAACCACCUGCGUCUCGGAAAUCAUCGAAGGAUGCUUCUGUCCUGAAGGAAAGGUCCUCAAAGAUGGUAUUUGUGUUGAUGAAAGGGAAUGUAUCUAUUGUGACGACCAGGGACAUCAUCCUGAUGAUGAAUGGGUUGUAGAUAUUUGCACAAAUUGUACAUGCAAAGGAACGAGUGUCGUAUGUCAGAAGACUGAAUGUCCAGCUGUAGAAACAAUAUGCGAACAAGGAUUCACACCAGUGAAAGUGAUGUCCAAAACCAGGGAAUGCUGCGAUAAAUAUACAUGUGUGCCAGUAUCGACAACUACCCAGGAACCAACUUGCCCAACACCCCAACCGGUAUCUUGUGGUGAAGACAAGGUGGCCAAACUUGCGAAAAAAGACGAUGGUUGCUACCAGAACAUCUGCGAAUGUAUACCAAGAGACGAAUGUAAAUCUAUCGAUAUAACCACACCCGUACCCUUGGAGGAUGGUGUGGUGAAGGUAGUGGAUGAAAGCGAUUGCUGUCCGAAGAUUCAGACCAUCUGUAAGCCGGAGACAUGCUCAGAACCACCGAAAUGUCAAGAAUUUUACGAAGUGAAAACAGAGAAGGACGUCAACAAGUGUUGCCCUGUAUACACUUGCCUACCACCAACUGAUAAGUGCAUAUUCGAAAAUUCAUUUAUUGCUGCUAAGGAGGGUGGGGAACGACCAAGGACUGCUGAAGAAAAACAGAAGUUCUUGAAGAAUGCCAAUGAAACUUGGACUGAUGGUCCGUGCCAUACCUGCCAAUGUCAAGUUACAUCCAAAGGAGACUACCAAACAGUUUGCACAGUUAAACAAUGUCCAAGCCUUGAAAAAUCAACCGAUUACGCUGAUUAUGUGCUAGAGUCCCAACUUGUUUACAACCAAUGCUGCUCCAAAUUCGUGAGGACAGCCUGUAAAGUUAACGGAAAGAUCCAUAACCUAGGCGAUGAAUGGGUUGAAGGAGAUGACUACUGUACCCUUCAUAAAUGUGCCAAUAACACAGACGGCGACAUAGUUAAGGAACUCCAAGUGACCAAAUGUGUGACAGAUUGUAAAUUGGGCUAUGAAUAUGAACCUGCCAAAGUGGAGUCGAAAGAAUGUUGUGGAAGCUGCAAAGCUGUGGCUUGCGUUGUAAACGAGACAGUCAGGAGAGAGGGUGAAGAAUGGAAAUCUCCAGAUUACUGCACCAACUAUAGGUGUUCGAUUGUGGAUGGAAAUAUGCAAGUAGAAGCGACCCAAACCACGUGCACCAAAUUAUCUCCUGAAAUACUGAAGAACUACGUGGUUAAUAUCACCAAGCAGGAGAAGCAAUGCUGCGAGACUACCGAAAUUGUUGCAUGUAAAUCAGAUGGAGGCAUCUAUCAAGUUGGUGACACUUGGACUGCUAGUGACAAUCCUUGCAAGAAUUUCGAGUGUUCAAGACUAGAUAAUACCAAAAUAGCCAUUGUUGAGUAUCUAACAAGCUGCAAUACAACCUGCCCUGAAGGGUUCACGUACAAGCCGGAAGACAGUUCCAGCGACAAAUGCUGUGGUAGCUGCUUACAGACCUCUUGCAUCAUCGAUGGACAAAUCAAAACUGUUGGAGAAGCUUGGAACUCAGAAGAUUACUGCAUCAAGUUCAGUUGUUUGAGUGUUAAUGGAUCGAUUCAAUUAGAAAAAGACUUCAUAAAAUGCGAAGAACCAUCCCCAGAAACUUUCGAGAAGUUUGUGGUAGAGACUGUAAAAGUACCUGGACAGUGCUGUAACAAGACGAAAACUGUGGCUUGCAAAGGAACUGACGGCUCCAUACAUAAGCCAGGAGAAACAUGGACGGUUGGAACUGAUUAUUGCAAGAGUUACAAGUGUGUGGAUUUCGAGAAAGGAGUUGCUGAAGCUAUCAGUACAACGGAAUGCAACAAAACAUGCCCUGAGGGCUAUAAAUAUACCGAACCUUCACCUUCUGAUAAAACUUGCUGCGGAAAAUGCGAACAAACAGCCUGUAUCAUCAACGGAACUGUUAGAAAUGUGGGAGAGGAGUGGAGUUCCCCUGAUAACUGUCACAAAUAUAAAUGUCAAAAUUCGAGUGGAGUGCUGCAAAUCUCUGGAACCAACAUCAUUUGCAAGCCUGUGCCAGAUGAUACCCUCAAACGUUUCGUGGUAGAAUCAACCGCUGUACCUGGAGAAUGUUGCAACAAAUCAGUCAUGGUGGCGUGCAAGGGUAAUAACCAGACAUACGGAGUUGGAGAGACGUGGAUCGAGGACAACAACUACUGCGUCAAAUUCGAAUGUGUAAAGGAAAACGAAGCGUUAGGUAUCAAGGAAUACGUGACUACUUGUAACACCACUUGUCCAUUAGGAUUCGAUUACGAACCAGCCGAUCCAGAAGAUGCCAAAUGUUGUGGUAACUGUAAGCAGUCUCAGUGUGUGGUGAAUGGAAGUCUAUGGGAAAUUGGUCAAGAGUGGCAGUCGGAGGAUCAUUGCGACAAGUAUAAAUGCAGCAAUGCUAGCGGAGUGAUUCAAGUGGUAUCACAGAAAACCAUAUGCCAACCUAUAUCAGCUAAUAUCCAGAGAGAAUUCGUCAUAAAGGAAGUACCUGUUCCAGGACAAUGCUGUCCAAUUUACAAAGAAGUAGCUUGCAAAGUUGGAAACGAGACAUACCAGAUUGGACAAGUAUGGCCAACAGAGGAUCUGUGCAAGAAUGUCACGUGUGUCAGAAACGAUCAAGGUGAUGUAAUCAAGCAGGACCUUAUCCAAACUUGCAACGAAAACUGCGAAGAGGGUUAUGAAUACAAACCAUCCACCGAUUCUUGCUGUGGUGUAUGCGUUCCAGUGGCCUGCGUAAUAGACGGUGAUCUUAAGAAACCUGGGGACACUUGGUCAACUCCUGAUGGAUGCACCAAUUUCACCUGUGAGAAGGAUGGUGGUCGUCUUAUAGUGACUGCGCAUACGGAACAAUGUCCAAGCUUAGCAGACUGCCCAUCUGACCACGUUUACAACGAUGGCUGCUGCAAGAGGUGUAAUAUGACAAGUUCUGAUCAACGACUUUGUGCCCUGGAGAGUAUUCCCUUGGACGAAACAAUUUCAAUGGUGAAAACAGAAAAUAUCUUGCAUGGAGUGUGCGAAAAUAAGCAACCAAUCGUAAACCUCACACAGUGCGUUGGUACUUGUGAGUCAUCUACUCUUUUCGACUCAAAAUUAGGAAAACAUACAUCGGUGUGCACCUGCUGUCAGGCGUUAGACUACAUCAAGAUUGCAGUUCCGAUGGACUGUGAUGAUGGUUAUAAAUACGAGAAGCACAUCCAAGCACCCUCAGUUUGUGGCUGUAACGGAUGCCAGGGUGGCUUGUCUAGACUGAUGCAGAGCCCCUCGAAAACGGGGGGUCGUAAGACUGGUACAAAAAACGUGAAGGGUAGGACGAAAAAACAAAUGUCCAUAGCAGACCCGUGAACUGAUUGAAUGUUGAGAUUUUUGUGUGUUGUAUAUGUUUAUUUGAUAUCGUUACUUAUUUAUUUUUAUUUGUUCAAUAAAUGUGUUGAUUGGCAAUUCAAAA
Coccinella septempunctata (seven-spotted ladybird) is the source of this 14947-nucleotide messenger RNA. RefSeq names its product hemocytin. Gene Ontology annotation, molecular function: chitin binding; protein binding. The record is from RefSeq and is a predicted model, not a curated record. Bases 79 to 14844 code for a protein of 4921 amino acids. Lineage: Eukaryota; Metazoa; Arthropoda; Insecta; Coleoptera; Coccinellidae. Gene Ontology annotation, cellular component: extracellular matrix; extracellular region. The transcript has 63 exons.